Molecule: messenger RNA, 995 nt
Organism: Drosophila grimshawi
Lineage: Eukaryota; Metazoa; Arthropoda; Insecta; Diptera; Drosophilidae
Product: fat body protein 2
Exons: 4
Coding region: 125-910 (261 amino acids)
Cellular component (GO): cytoplasm
Molecular function (GO): oxidoreductase activity, acting on the CH-OH group of donors, NAD or NADP as acceptor
Source: RefSeq, a predicted model, not a curated record
CAUCGCCCUCAAUGCAGCAGUGCAUCGCAGACAGCUCGACAGAUUGCUGAUAACUGUGGAUUUCAUACGGGAAACACUACUUGCAGCAUCUGAAGAUCGGCAAGUAGCAGCAGCAGCAGCAGCAAUGACUCUUCGUGGCAAGAAUGCAGUAGUGACGGGUGGUGCUGGUGGCAUAGGUCUCCAGGUGGCCAGGCAACUGCUAGUAGCAGGAGCGGCAAGGGUUGCCAUCAUUGAUAUCCAGGAUAAUCUGGAGGAGUUUGUCAAGCUGCGUGCAGCGCAUCCAACGCAGAGUGUGAUGAUCAUCAAAAUGGAUGUGGCCAACAAGAAGGGUGUGGAGGCUACAUAUGAGGAGAUCAAGAAGACCUUUGGCAGCAUUGAUAUUGUCGUCAAUGUGGCUGGCAUAUUCAAUGACAAGGAUGUGCAGCGCACGCUGCUAGUUAACUUGGGCGGCAUAAUGAACUCCAGUUUGAGUGCAUUGCAGUAUAUGAGCAAGGAGAAUGGCGGCAAUGGUGGCAUUGUGGUUAACAUGAGCUCCGUUGUUGGCUUGGAUCCCAUGUUUAUUAUACCCGUUUAUGGGGCCACAAAGGCCGGCAUUAUAAACUUUACGCGUUGCCUGGGCAACGACAAGUUCUAUCAGCGCUCUGGCAUAAGGUUUGCCACUGUUUGUCCUGGUGCCACCAUGACGGACAUGUUUACAAAUUUCACGGAGAAAAUCAUCUUUCCGGAGACGAGCGAUGAGACCUAUAAGAUCUUGGAUCGUUUAAGUAAACAGAGCGCCACAGACGUGGCCCGUUGCAUUCUGAGUGUGCUGGAGAAGGAGAAGAAUGGCGCCGUCUAUGUGAUUGAGGGCAAACGCAUCAUUCCCAUUGACAUGAAACCAUACUGGACGGGCAAGGAGCAAGCGCUCUAAAGCUACAAAGAAAUGCAUAUCUAACACUUAUUUACAAACUCAAUUGUUGAGGGUAGUCUUUAAUAAAGAAGCGAGCAUACUGUAA